UUGACGCGAUGCGAAGGCUUAAGUGUAAUGACCCAUGCAGGCCGUGCUGGAUAGGGACACCCACACCAGAGGGGCUCAUGGCGAGCACUUACUAAGAACUACCCCCCCCAAAUCUGAUAGCGUCUGUUUUUCCCCUUUGGGGCGGCUAUCAGAUAUCUUGGGUCUGCCGGGUGUUUUUCCCUUUUCGUGGCUGAGAGGGCACCCGGUAGUACCGGUCCGUUCUUUUUGGUCCUUUUGGACCCUGUCCUUUAGAACGUCCGUCAAAUCCACCAGCGUCUGUUUUUCCCAUAUUGGGCGGCUUGGUGGUCUGUCUUCUCCACGUGGCGAGGCAGCUUUCUUAAACUUGGCAGUAAGUAUAAAAUGCAAACCUUAAAAUGUCCAAAUGUCCGAAAAAAAGACGUGCCCCAUGUAUCCGGUCGGGGGCCUUACAAUCUCCGGAGAACCUAUUCCCGCGGCGGCGAUUUCAGGUCGCGGUGAAUCGAAUGCUACUGAGAUCCGGGCUAGUCUGGCGGCGACACCGGGCCAGACUAAUCCGCGAGCUACCGGCAACCAAAAACCGGCAGGAAAGGAGGAGGGGAAACCCAAAUCCAAAAUCUGCCAAAAUAAAGCACCCCCUAAAAAGGGUUGCACCAAAAAUGGUGGCGAAGUACCUCUGUCUCUCACCCCAAGUACUUCAAAGGCUGCCCAGGCCCUGACCGAUGAAAACUCGGCCAAUUCCCCUGCUUCGGGUGCUGCCAAGGCAGUUAACCCAGUGCCUGUCGUGAGCAAUAGUACUGCGAACCAGAUUUCGGGUACCAUAGCUACACCUCCCCCCGCCAGUGAAGGAACUGCGAACUCGAUUUCGGGUUCCCCAGCUGUGCCUCCAGUCCAACCGGGCGAUAGCAAACCCUCAAGGCACGUUACACCUGCAAGAAGGGCCUUCAUUAAACGGCGCGCCGCCGAGAAAAUUAUUGACCGGUUAGGUAAAGAGCCUGCCGAGUCCCUCUCUUCCGAUGACUUGUCAUCGCUUAACUGGGCUAAAUCCGUCUUGGCUGACCAACAAAUUCUCCCCCUCACGUCGAAAGACGCGCCUAAACGGCAACGUUCGGAGGAGGAGACACAAGGUCAGUCGCAACAGCCCGAGUCAAAGAAAUUGAAGCAGCACAGGUCGUUUGAUAGGUCCUUCAGCGAGGUAGCCAAGGGUCACCUCGUACGUGCCAUCAUCGACCGUGCGGAUUCUGACUGCUCCAUAUCUCAUGCAAACUGAGAUAUGGUGCGUAGAAAGCUGAUGGGAGUGUUCUGGCGAGUUCUCAAGGAGAACCCAGGUCCCCCCCCCUCAGUGCGAUGAUGCUGGUUGGUACCGUGGUCGGGUAAAGCUAAUGGCCUGCUCAAAUGAGCGUUCUGCUCAGCUACUUAAGCUGGCGAUAGCUCUUUUGGAUGGCCUGUGGGAUGGAGCGAAGCUGGAUGUGGUCUCUGUUGACGAGAUACCACGCCGGCCUAGGUCCACUGCCCUAGUUCCCGACGAACCAGCGAAGCCAGAGGAGAUAUUGGAGCUCCUGAAGAUCGGUAACCCUGAAAUCCCCACACAUGACUGGAAGGUAGUCAGGGUAUCCGAAUCUGAAGGACACUCCAGAAGGAUCACCGUCAUUAUGAACAGGGAGUCCUUAGCGCCGCUUCGGGAGAGACGAGGAAAGGUCUACUACGGCUUUGAGUCGAUCUUUCUCCGUGUCUACCGGGGUGACGAUAAGGAUAAAACUGUACAAAAUGGCGAGGAUCCGGCUCCGGAAGAGAUGUCGUGCGACGAGGCUGCCAGUUCAAUCGCCGAGGAGGACUCUACAACCAAUUCACAACUGGUUGGUGAGUUCUUCGAGGGGGUUGAAGUGACAGCCGACGGCGACGAAACGGUUGACGAGGACGACCUCCUGAAAUCCGAUCAAGAGGACGUCAACGUCACCGUUAUACACGUCUCGAAGAAGAAGGAUGGUGAAGGUCACGCAAAUUAACCUUCACCAUUCCAAAGCAGCUUCGGCUGCCCUGCUCCUCCGGAUGGCAGAGAGAGGGGAGGAGCUUAUACUGGUCCAGGAGCCCUGGAUCCACCGUGAAAGGGUUUGCGGACUUAGUAUCAAAGGCUACAAGCUUUUAUACAUGAAUGGUACAGCGAUGAAGACACAGUUGUAGCGGCCUGGGAGACAGGUUCGGGUACCCUUUUAGUGGUAUCCAGCUACAUGGCCCAUGACCACUGCGAACCACCGCCAAACAAAAAGGUUCGCGAUAUUAUAACCAGGGCAAAUAAUGAAAAUUUGCCGAUAAUAAUUGGGGCUGACGCCAACGCACACCAUGCUAUAUGGGGCAGCUCGGAUACCAACGCAAGGG
Messenger RNA from Lucilia sericata (common green bottle fly), 2352 nucleotides. RefSeq lists its product as uncharacterized. NCBI's taxonomy places the organism in Eukaryota, Metazoa, Arthropoda, Insecta, Diptera, Calliphoridae. Bases 383 to 1246 code for a protein of 287 amino acids. The record is from RefSeq and is a predicted model, not a curated record. The transcript has 2 exons.